AUGCUCUUCUCUUUUAGCCUCGUCUCUGCCGUCUUUGGCAUGGCUACUCUUUCGAGCGCUAUGCCGUCCAGCCAGCUCAUGCCUCGAGCGGCGGAGCUCUCGCCUGUUGUUGUCAUCACUUCUGAGGGUGAAGUCGAGUCGCAUGCUAACGCGACUGCGCUUGGAGUCGACAUCUUCGGCCCCAUCCCCGAUGAUUAUACUAAAGUAGAUGACCACAUUGUUGCGGACCCGGGUAGCAAGGCCUAUGCCUGGAUCCGUGCUCGUAUCGAUGUGGAUUGGGACAAAGUGUCUGAUGAUGUCAAGGUCGCUGAUUACGCCAACAUUGGCGUUGGAAUGUGGACCUCCACUGGCUGCAGCGGUUCCGUCUCCUAUUGGAGCAACAUUGAGUACAACCCUUGGUUUUACUGGAAUUAUGCUUCCAACCUUUACUCUGUGGGAACAGACAAGCGUGCAUUCAGCUGGAGGGAGCGACUUGAUCUCUACCGGCGUUCUGGUUCUGACCAGUGCGGUACCUACACUGAAUAUGUCCAAGGACCUGCGGGACCCGGAUGCUGGAACGGUGGCCCAUUCAACUGCUUCAGCUUGAAGAUCAUCGCAUAA
Clonostachys rhizophaga is the source of this 600-nucleotide messenger RNA. Lineage: Eukaryota; Fungi; Ascomycota; Sordariomycetes; Hypocreales; Bionectriaceae. The record is from the annotation of a GenBank genome assembly.